Messenger RNA from Lasiodiplodia theobromae, 873 nucleotides. RefSeq names its product Epoxide hydrolase. Lineage: Eukaryota; Fungi; Ascomycota; Dothideomycetes; Botryosphaeriales; Botryosphaeriaceae. The record is from RefSeq and is a predicted model, not a curated record. Bases 1 to 873 code for a protein of 290 amino acids. The transcript has 2 exons.
AUGACCGCGACAAGCCCAUCGGGGCCGCCGAAACGGCCCAAGGCUCUCCUCUUCGACAUUGGCGGCGUCUGCGUCGUCUCCCCCUUCCAGGCCAUCCUCGAUUACGAGCGCGCGAACGGCAUCCCCGUCGGCUGGAUCAACACGGCCAUUUCGGCAGCGGCGCCGGCGGGCGCGUGGCAGCGCGUCGAGCGCGGCGAGGUGGUGCUGGACGACGCCUUCUUCGCGGAGUUCGCGGAGGACCUGGCGGCGCCGGGUGCGUGGAAAGCGUUCUGGGAGAAGAAGGGAAAGGAGGGACAGGCACCACCACCGCCGCCGAGGGUGGACGCGAAGGCUCUAUUCUGGGAGAUGAUGCGCGUCAGUCGGGCGCCGGAUAGAUGGAUGUGGCCGGCGUUGGGAAAGCUGGGGCGGGUCGCGAGGGAGGAGGGAGGAGGAGGGUUCGUGCUCGGGGCGUUGAGCAAUACGGUGGUUUUUCCGGAGGGCGUGGUGGAUGAGAAGGGUGCGGUAUUUGAGAGCGGUUUGAGGCUGGUGGGGCCGGAUGGGAAGGUCGAGGUGGGCGAUGUGAGCGCUGCGUUUGACGUUUUCAUCAGCUCGGCGCACGUUGGGUUGAGGAAGCCGGAUCCGAGGAUUUACGAGAUGGCGGUCAAGUUGCUGGAUGAAGAGGCGAGGAAUAGGGGCGUGCCGGGCGGCGUUCAGGUGGGCGAUGUGCUCUUUCUCGAUGACAUUGGGCAGAAUCUAAAGGCGGCGAGAGAGGUGGGGAUGAGGACGCUGAAGGUUGAUUUGGGGAAGAGUUGGAAGGCAGUGAGGGAACUGGAAGGGAUCAUGGGUCUAAAACUGCUGGAAGGGGAGGUGCCUGGUGAGAAAGCCAGGCUGUAG